AUGGACGAAGCAUACGAUUACAAGAUUGGUUCGAACGAGUUCGACCCUGGAACCAUCUUUCCGGAAAUCAUUACCCUCAGUGACAACCUUUCAGCAAUUCUACAGAAGAAAUUGACUCCUACCCACAAUACCGAAUUUGAGGACCAUAUCCUCAAGUGCCUUGCAACUAUGGUUUAUGGCUCAGAUAUGAUCGAGCGUGCCCGUAGCAGUCCCCAAGGUACACUCAAACUUUGCCUAGCAAUCUUUUGA
Messenger RNA from Penicillium verrucosum, 249 nucleotides. RefSeq lists its product as uncharacterized. NCBI's taxonomy places the organism in Eukaryota, Fungi, Ascomycota, Eurotiomycetes, Eurotiales, Aspergillaceae. The coding region runs from base 1 to 249 and encodes 82 amino acids. The record is from RefSeq and is a predicted model, not a curated record. The transcript has a single exon.